AUGUCAGUGAAAACUAUCGCAGUCCUUCCAGAGGCAGAGCUCGAGGAUGGCCAAAUGAAAGAGGUUUCGUUCGAAGACGGCAAGGUUUUGCUGUCCAGGUUGGGCGACAAGAUCCAUGCGACGAGCGCAUUCUGUACUCACUACGGAGCGCCGCUCGCCAAAGGCGUUUUGACUGCAGACGGCCGUGUGGUCUGCCCGUGGCACGGAGCGUGCUUCAAUGUCUGCACAGGCGAUAUCGAGGAUGCUCCUGCCCCAACUGCGCUCCACUCCUUCGAAGCGUAUAUCGCAGACGGCCAAAUCUAUGUAACUGCCAAUCCCACCAACACGCUCAAAGCCAAUUUGUCCAGACAACCCAAGUUGCUCGCCACCGGCAAUGACACCACUGGACACGGGGUUGUGAUCGUAGGUGGUGGUUCGGGCACCUUCCACGCCAUCGAAAGCCUUCGAGAGCACGGGUAUCCCGGACCCAUAACUCUGAUUUCCAAGGAAACAUACACCCCGAUCGACAGAACAAAGCUGAGCAAGGCACUCAUUACCGACCCCGCCAAGAUCGAAUGGCGGUCUGCUGCAGAUCUCAAGAUUAAGUAUGGGACGAACAUUCGACUCGGCGUUGAAGUUACUGGCGUGGAUCUUCAGAAAAAGGUCGUGACUCUUGACGGAGGGAAGGAUACCUUGCCAUAUGAUAAACUUAUCCUCGCGCCUGGAGGCACCCCUCGUCGACUUCCGAUCGAAGGCGCAAACCUUGAGAAUGUCUACACUUUCCGUGGAAUCGCUGACUCACAGAAAGUCGAUGCAGCCGCGCAGGAAGGGAAGCGAGUGGUUGUGAUCGGUAGUUCCUUCAUCAGCAUGGAGCUCGUCGUGGCUAUGGCUAAGCGAAAGCUUGCAUCUAUUGACGUGGUUGGAAUGGAGGAGUACCCCUUCCAAGCUGUAUUGGGCUCCGAGAUUGGUGCAGCUUUGAAGAAGUAUCACGAAUCCAACGGUGUCAAAUUCCAUAUGAAGAGCAAGGUCGACAAGAUUGUCGCAAGCGACAGCAACCCUAACGCGGCAAGUGGGGUGAUUGUCAAUGGUCAGACCAUCCCUGCCGACUUUGUCAUAAUGGGAGUUGGCGUUGCCCCGGCCACGGAGUUCUUGAAGGGCAGUGGGAUCAACGUUGAGAAGGACGGUGGUGUCAAAGUUGACCAAUACCUUCGAGUCAAAUCUGGUCCUGAUCAGCAGAAUGUUUACGCCAUCGGUGACAUUGCGAUCUACCCGCAGGCUAGCGGCGACGAGACCAGGAUCGAGCAUUGGAACGUAGCCGGAAACCAUGGUCGAGCCGUCGGCGUUACCAUCUCAGGAAAGGAGCAACCUUUCGUCAAGAUCCCUGUUUUCUGGAGCGCGCAGGGACAACAACUGAGAUAUUGUGGGAUCGGGCACAAGUAUGACAGAGUUAUUGUGAAGGGCAAUCCUGACGAGCUGAAGGUCAUUGCAUACUAUGUGAAGAACAACCGCAUCGUCGCUGUUGCAUCGAUGCAAAACGACCCCGUGGUCAGCAAGGCCUCUGAGUUGCUGAGGUUGGGUCUCAUGCCGACUCCGGAGGAGGUUGAAGCAGGAAAGGAGUUGCUUUCUAUUGAUAUCAGUACUUCGUCCGUUUUGGGAAAGCUCAAGUAAAGAAAGUCGAGACGCGGACAGAAGAAGAAAUACGGACUGUACAAUAUCUUUGACAAUGUCAUGUUUUCGGUUUCAAGCGAACUGCAGCCUUUAAAUUUGUUGUUCUUUGUUUACGCGUUAUUUGUAACGAAUUGAUUGGGACACUAG
This is a messenger RNA of Coprinopsis cinerea okayama7#130, 1794 nucleotides long. RefSeq names its product flavoprotein. Gene Ontology annotation, cellular component: cytoplasm. Bases 1 to 1647 code for a protein of 548 amino acids. Lineage: Eukaryota; Fungi; Basidiomycota; Agaricomycetes; Agaricales; Psathyrellaceae. The record is from RefSeq and is a predicted model, not a curated record. The transcript has 15 exons. Gene Ontology annotation, molecular function: flavin adenine dinucleotide binding; 2 iron, 2 sulfur cluster binding; oxidoreductase activity, acting on NAD(P)H.